AUGAAUUAAAUAGCUUUAGUGUUAGAAAGGUCGUUUAGAUAAAUAAAUGCUCCUAAGAAUAAGCAAUUAUAAUCAGCUAUACAUUACUUAUUUUGCUCCACUCCUUCUUCAGGAAAGGGAAAAUAAGGUUCUUUAAUCAGGAAAGGAAGUUCAACUAGAUUGGAAAAGGUAAAUAAGGAGUUGAAGUAGCUUGCAAAAGAGAAUUUUGAAGACGUUGGCUCUCCUGAAUUAAUUCAAUAAAGAAUUAAAUCAAUGAAUCCUUUAAACGUUUACAAAAAAAUGGACACUAGCUUCGAUGGUUUCUUUUUAAAGAGAGAGUAUAAUAAAAAGAAUUUUAACUUUUUGUUAUCAAUUCUCGCUGAAAAGGGCGACUUAUAAAAUGCAGAAAGUGUCUUUCAAUUAAUGAAGGAAAUGAAUAUUGAACCAGAUUCUUAUUCUUACAACAGUUUGAUUAAAGUUUGUGGUAAAUAAAGAAAUAUGGAAAAAGCUGAAGAAUAUUUUGAGUAAUCUCUUUAAAAGUUUGGUGCAAAUCUCUUCAAUUACAACUCUUUACUUUUGGGAUAUGCAAGAAAUCAAAAUGCUCUGGAAUGUGAAAAAAUAACAAGAGAAAUGGAAGAAAAAGGCUUAAAAUUAGAUGCCCCAAUAUAUACGACACUCAUAAAUGCUCAUUAUAAAUCAAGAAAUCUCAGACGUUGUUGGGAGAUAUUUGAAAAGCUAGAGAAAGAAAAAUAGAAUUUAAUCGACAUUCCUAUGACUUCUUUAAUGAUUGAAAUUGCUUCCCAUACAAGGGAUGCUGAAAAAGGUAAACUCUUAUGGGGGAAACUUGAUAAAAUGCCUGAAUUCUAUCCUAACACAAUACAUUUUAAUAAUAUUAUUAAGUGUUUAGGCUCUAGAGGCGAUUAUGCUGAUGAGGCCAUCGAUAUGUGGCUAAGAAUGAAGGAAUUAGGAGUUUAGCCAGAUGAAGAUACUUUUGUUCAUCUCUUUAAAGCAUGCUCUUCAGCUGGAGAUAUAAAAACAGCAUUUGAUGCUCUUUAAAUAAUGAAACUCAAUAAAAUCCCAAUGAACAAAUACAUUCUAAAUUCAGCAAUAAAAGUAUAUGGUGGAGUUGUUAAAUCUGAUUAUAUGACUAACGAUCUUAUUGACAUCUAUAUAAAAGAUGCAUGGAAAUUGUUUGAAAGAGCUGUUAAAGAAAAUAUGGUUGAUGUGCACAUAAUUAACUCUUUGCUUGAUGUACAUGUUAAAGCUUUAAGAGAAGAUGAUGUUGAUGGUCUCAUUUUGCCUUUAUAUGAAAAAUAUAAUAUUAAAAAAAAUACAGAAACUUAUGAAAAUUUAUUAGAGUUAUAUCAUCAGAAAAAAGAUUUACCAUAAAUUUAUAAAUUGCAUGGUUGGUUGAAGUCAGAAGGAUUGGAUGAAACUUGGAAAGUGUUAAAUUAUGUUUUUGAUGCUGCAUACAGAGCAGAAGAUGUCGAUGUCAUGUGCAAAAUUCUUGAUCAACUUCUUGAAAUGAAAAAAGAACCAAAAAUAGUUUAUUUGAAAAAGCUUGGUGAAAACAAAAACACUCCAGAUGUCCUUUUUGUGAGAUUAAAAAAAUUUAAAAAUUAGUUUGGUUAUGUAAAAGAUAAGGACUUUUAGCCUAUAAAACCUCUAAACAAAAGAUUGUAAGGAACUGUUUGA
Tetrahymena thermophila SB210 is the source of this 1674-nucleotide messenger RNA. RefSeq names its product PPR domain protein. NCBI's taxonomy places the organism in Eukaryota, Ciliophora, Oligohymenophorea, Hymenostomatida, Tetrahymenidae. Gene Ontology annotation, molecular function: protein binding. The record is from RefSeq and is a predicted model, not a curated record. The transcript is spliced from 7 exons.